AUGCGUCUCCCACGCGUCUCCCACGCGUCUCUCACGUGCACUCUCACGUGCACUCUCAUGUGCUCCCUCACGCGCUCUCUCACGCCCACUCUCAUGCGCACACUCACACGCUCUCUCACGCGCUCUCGCACACGCUCUCUCCCACGCUCUCUCACACCCGCUCUCACACGCACUCUCAUGUGCACUCUCACGCGCUCUCUCUCGCGCUCUCUCAUGCGCACACUCAUGCCCACACUCACGCGCUCUCUCACGCGCACCCGCACACGCACUCUCACACGCUCCCUCCCGCGCAUUCUCACACGCUCUCUCACAUGCUCUUUCAUGCUCUGUAACGCGCACUCUCACGUGCACUCUCAUGCGCUCUCUCACGCGCUUGCUCACGCGCUCUCUCACGCGCUCUCUCACGCGCUCUCUCACGUGCACACUCACGCGCUCUCUCAUGCGCUCUCUCAUGCGCUUGCGCACGCGCUCUCUCACGCGCUCUCUCACGCGCACUCUCACGCGCACUCUCACGCGCACUCUCACGCGCUCUCUCACGCGCUCUCUCACGCGCUCUCUCACGCGCUCUCUCACGCGCUCUCUCACGCGCACUCUCACGCGCACACUCAUGCAUUCUUUCACGCGCUCUCACAUGCACUCUCUCACGCGCAAUCUCACUCGCUCUCUCACUCGCACUCUCCUGCACGUUCGCUCCCGUGCACACGCUCUCCCUCGCGCUCCGUCUCUCCCCUUCUUCAAACGAAAGUGCAAUGA
Molecule: messenger RNA, 753 nt
Organism: Closterium sp. Yama58-4
Lineage: Eukaryota; Viridiplantae; Streptophyta; Zygnematophyceae; Desmidiales; Closteriaceae
Source: the annotation of a GenBank genome assembly